Messenger RNA from Bombina bombina (fire-bellied toad), 1375 nucleotides. RefSeq names its product KDEL endoplasmic reticulum protein retention receptor 3 (gene KDELR3). Gene Ontology annotation, cellular component: membrane; endoplasmic reticulum; cis-Golgi network. The coding region runs from base 533 to 1177 and encodes 214 amino acids. Gene Ontology annotation, molecular function: ER lumen protein retrieval receptor activity. Gene Ontology annotation, biological process: protein retention in ER lumen; endoplasmic reticulum to Golgi vesicle-mediated transport. The record is from RefSeq and is a predicted model, not a curated record. The transcript is spliced from 5 exons. Lineage: Eukaryota; Metazoa; Chordata; Amphibia; Anura; Bombinatoridae.
CAGUGCCCUCCUCUCCCUGCAGCAGCCACGUCACCGUGAUACCCAAGCUGGCUGCCUGCCCUGCACCGCUGGGAGUCCGCUCUUCUCCAACUACUCCCGCGCAAGGAACUGAGCGCUCCGCAGAGACGGGAGUCUGGGCUCACGGGGAGAGAGCACGGGGACUAGUUAGUGCGCUUGGGGGAUACUAGUUAGUGAACCAGAAGAGGACUAGUUAGUGAGUCAGGAAAGUAUUAGUGAGUGAGCCAGAGGGGACUAGUUGAGUAUUUCCCUAUGGGGAGGACUAGUUGGCACACUCCCUGAACUAAUGGAAAAGUUAGUGCCCUUGGGCUAAGGAUAGUUCUUUUAUUUGUAAAACUUUUAACUACCUGGGGACAACUAGUUAUAUCUUGCACCAGGGAUCAGAUAUAUUACAAUAGUUGGACUAUUUGCAGCGUUAUUUACUAGCAGAAUAGGGGAGAGAUCGUGAUUUGUGCUCUGUAUUUGCUAUAGCUAGUGCCAAUUGCUGUGUGCCAGAGGGCAACCCUAAAACAAAAUGAACAUUUUUAGGAUUUUAGGGGACCUGUGCCACUUGCUGGCCCUCAUCAUUCUGCUGAUGAAGAUUUGGAAGAGCAAAUCCUGUAAUGGAAUAUCAGGGAAGAGUCAACUUUUGUUUGCGCUUGUAUUUACGACACGUUAUUUGGAUCUGUUUACAUCGUUCAUAUCUAUCUACAACACUGUGAUGAAGGUUAUAUUUUUAAUCUGCGCAUACGUCACCAUUUAUCUGAUCUACGUAAAGUUACGCAAGACGUACAACAGUGAGAAUGACACAUUCCGGAUGGAGUUUCUUCUGGUGCCUGUUGUGGGAUUGGCCUUCCUAGAAAAUUAUGCAUUUACCCCUUUGGAGAUUCUGUGGACAUUCUCGAUUUACCUUGAGGCAGUUGCUAUCCUGCCCCAGCUUUUUAUGAUCACGAAGACAGGGGAAGCAGAGUCCAUUACUACGCACUACCUUUUCUUUCUGGGGCUUUAUCGCCUACUUUACCUGGGAAAUUGGAUCUGGCGCUACUACACUGAGAAGUUCUGUGACCGUAUCGCUGUGGUGUCUGGUGUUGUGCAGACCAUCUUCUACUUUGACUUUUUCUACCUCUACGUCACCAAGGUUCUCAGAGGCAAAAAGCUGAGUCUUCCGAUGCCCGUGUAAAGGUGAUUGGACACUAACACUAUAUCUUGCCACCAACAGUCAUUUCUGCGGGCACACUCCUCUUGCGCCAUGUUUGGUCUACAUACCCUUCUCCCCCUGGGGUGUUGUGUGGUCCUGUAUUGAUACAAUGUGUUUCUUAUAUUAUUGUAAACUUUUUUGCUGUUCUUGGUUACAUUUAAUAAAAUAUAUUUGGGCUAA